This is a messenger RNA of Saccharomyces eubayanus, 669 nucleotides long. RefSeq lists its product as uncharacterized. Lineage: Eukaryota; Fungi; Ascomycota; Saccharomycetes; Saccharomycetales; Saccharomycetaceae. The transcript has a single exon. Bases 1 to 669 code for a protein of 222 amino acids. The record is from RefSeq and is a predicted model, not a curated record.
AUGUCUAAGCGCCGGCUAAAAAGAACCAUUGCGCCUUGCUCAUCUGAUAUUUACGACAGUUUACAGUUUCAAAAUAAUGGUUAUGUCAAGAUAAAAGAACUGAUAUCACACGUUGUCAUCGAAAACAGCUUUAUGUCCAAUGCAAUAGCAGACGAAGCUGGAAUACGACGGGCCGCUGAACCUACAGUAAAGGAACAGGUUCACAAGUUCAGAAAAUGGAAAAAUAAAACUCGCUGUGUAUCGAAAGACCCUACGAUGAAAGAUUUCAGAGCUCGUAAAAGAGAUAUGGUGUACAGAUGGUUCGAAAGACAUUUGCCUAAGGAGAAAGUAGAAGUCCUUUCCCAUGAAAAACAAUUGAGCAGCAUUGACUUGCAUUUUUUGCCCUCAAAUGUCAUCGUCGGAUGUUCGAGGGAGUUGAGUAAACCGGGAUCACCUCAAGUUUUAGGAAGCCCAAAUUUUGGCCCUAAGGAAGAGUUCAAUGAACGUUUUUUCAAUAUCGCUAGUUGUCCUGUAAAGAGAGAAUUUCGUGAAUUAGUUUUUGAACUAAAUGAUGAAAACCAGAAUUAUUAUACAUCCCUCAGGGCUUCUAGGAAACCUGUCAUACAAGGCCAAAAAAAUGCACAUGCGUCUCAGUUUAUUGUUGGUAAGGAGCAUCGGACCAAUUUUUAA